AUGGCCUCAGCCCUCAAACCCUUUCUCAUUAUCCUUUCUUCAUCAAUAUUCCUCACAAAUCUCGCUAGCCCAUGUGCGAAUUUUGCAGAUCUUCCCAAGAAACUGCCAAACUCGAGCGAACCCAGCUCACAGGCGCUCAACGGGAGCAAAAAGGUGGAGCCUUUCGGAAAAUCCCAGGUCGUAAUCCGAGGAAACGCCACCAUUACAAGCCCAAACGGUACUUUCAGGCUCGGAUUUUUCGCCCCAAAUGAUGGGCACAGAUGGUACUUGGGCAUGUGGUACGCUUCUAUUCCUAUCCCUACCUACGUUUGGGUCGCGAACCGCGAAAAGCCCGUCAAUAGUCUGCUCUCGGCGCAGGCCGAGAUCACCGGACAUGGUAAACUAGCUGUGGUGGACCAAGAAUCAGGAACCCUUUUAUGGGAAACGAAAAAUGUCCAAAAAGCAACAGAUCUGAGGCUGCUGGAGCAAGGGAACCUAGUUCUUUUGUCUGCUGAGGGUAGAAUCGUGUGGCAGAGCUUUGAUUUCCCAUCUGACACGUCAUUUCCCGGGAUGAACCUGACAGCUGGCAUGACACUCAACUCCUGGAAAAGCUCAAUCGAUCCAAGCCCAGGAAGGUACUUUCUGAGGAUAAACCCUCCUGAUUAUGGUGAAAUCGCGCUUUACUAUAGCAAUGAUAGUGAUUUGUACACGUAUUGGACGACUGGUAACUGGACUGGGAGUGCAUUUGCUGGUGUGCCUGAAAUGACUGUUCCCUACAUUUACAAGUUCAAUCUUGCUGAACCCUUUACGCCCCUCGCGACUUUCAUCUACUCGGAGGUUCCGUUGGAAGCUGGGAUGAAGCCCCCAUUGACUAGGUUUGUCUUGGACCAUACGGGCCGGAUCAAACAGUUCACUUGGUCCCAGCAGAGUGGAGAUUGGACCACUUUCUGGUCCCAGCCCGAAAAUGUUUGCAAGGUGUAUGGGCUUUGUGGAAGCUUAGGGAUGUGCAAUGGGAACCCGUUGAGCCCGUGCCAGUGUCUGGAUGGUUUUACCCCUGCAAACGGCACUUCUUGGGCCAAGGAAGAUUUUACCGGUGGCUGCUUGAAAACGGGCCGUGGGACCUGCAGCGAGCACGACAAAUUCGAAGAAGUUGGGGCGGUGAGCCACGAGCGAACAACUGUCGUGUCGUUUAUUGGGACCCGUGCCGAGUGCGAGAAGUCGUGCUUGAAAAGCUGCUCCUGCAUUGGCCUUUACCACAACGAAGAAAGUAAUUCGUGCAGGAAUCUUUACGGCCCGCUCUUGAACUUGCGUAACGUCACUUUAGAUAGCACGGUCGAUGAUAAACUGUACUUGAGAGUGCAGCAAACGGUCGGUGCCGGAAAAAAGAGCAAAACGAAAAUGAUAUUCUCGAUUGCGAUAACUUGCAGCGUCCUCUUUGUGCUAGGCGUAGGGAUUAUGAAUCUUUAUGUGAGAAAAAGGCGGCGGGCCCACCUGAUGAAUGGCGCGGAUAGUGAUAACACUAUUCAGGCGACGAACUUAAGGUUAUUCUCCUACAAAGAGCUCCACUCGGCCACUAAAGGAUUCUCACAGAUGCUUGGUCAUGGCGGGUUCGGAGCCGUUUUCCGUGGGGAGCUUGCUGACUCAUCGGUGGUGGCCGUUAAGCGGCUCGAACGGCCUGGAAGUGGCGAGAAGGAGUUUCGAGCCGAGGUCUGCACUAUCGGGAGCAUUCAGCACGUGAAUCUCGUCCGGCUACGCGGAUUCUGCUCCGAGGGCUCUCACCGUCUGCUCGUUUACGAAUUCAUGCCGAACGGUGCUCUCAGCACAUACCUCCGGCGAGGGUCUGCCGUGGUUCCGAACCUGAGCUGGGAGGAUCGGUUUCGGGUGGCCGUGGGGACAGCUCGGGGGAUUGCUUAUUUGCACGAGGAAUGCCGGAGCUGCAUUAUACACUGUGAUAUCAAGCCGGAGAAUAUAUUGCUGGAUGAGGGUUUUGCUGCUCGGGUUUCGGAUUUCGGGUUGGCGAAGCUCAUGGGUCGGGACUUUAGUCGAGUCGUGGCGACUAUGCGGGGGACUUGGGGUUAUGUGGCGCCCGAGUGGAUAUCCGGUGUGGCCAUUACCACGAAAGCUGACGUGUACAGCUACGGGAUGACUUUGCUCGAGCUUCUUGGCGGGCGAAGAAAUGUAGAGGAUCGUGAUGAAGAGGAUGAUGACGAGGAUGAUGACGUGGCGGGGAGGUGGUUUUUUCCUCCAUGGGCGGCGCGGAGGAUUAUAGAUGGGGACGUGGGGUCCGUGGUGGACGAGAGGCUCGGCACGAGUUACGAUGUGGGAGAAGCAGCUCGGGUUGGGUUGGUGGCGAUUUGGUGCAUACAAGACGAGGAAAGUUCGAGGCCGAGUAUGGGUACGGUGGUGAAGAUGCUCGAGGGGGUGGUGGAUGUGGCGGUGCCGCCGCCGCCGAUGCUGCUUCAGGCGCUCGUCUCUGGCGAAUCGUUCAGAGGGGUCGCCGCCGGGAGGUCGGGAGGUGGAGUGUCGGUUUCGGCGGGGUCGGGAGGUUCGAGGGUUUUGGCGUGA
This is a messenger RNA of Striga hermonthica, 2544 nucleotides long. The record is from the annotation of a GenBank genome assembly. NCBI's taxonomy places the organism in Eukaryota, Viridiplantae, Streptophyta, Magnoliopsida, Lamiales, Orobanchaceae.